This is a messenger RNA of Pisolithus orientalis, 1455 nucleotides long. Its product is annotated as MFS general substrate transporter. The transcript has 9 exons. The record is from RefSeq and is a predicted model, not a curated record. Gene Ontology annotation, molecular function: transmembrane transporter activity. Bases 1 to 1455 code for a protein of 484 amino acids. Gene Ontology annotation, cellular component: brush border membrane. Gene Ontology annotation, biological process: transmembrane transport. NCBI's taxonomy places the organism in Eukaryota, Fungi, Basidiomycota, Agaricomycetes, Boletales, Pisolithaceae.
AUGAAGAACAUAGAAAGGGUCGUGUUUCUGUCCUUAGUGCUGGAUCUAUUCGCAUUCACAAUUCCUCUUCCAUUGUUUCCUCGGAUUAUUGAGUGGUAUACCGUGAGAGAAAGUUCAGAUCCACGCAACUUGCUGCCGCGAACAUUGGGCUUUGUCGCAUGGCUUAGAGGCUUAUUCUACGAGCCACCUAGCAAUCCGCAAAGAUGGGAUGUAGUGUUGUUGGGAGGACUGAUGGGUUCAGUAUUUUCCCUUCUCCAGUUCCUCGUCUCACCGAGGAUUGGCACACUCUCCGAGAAGUAUGGGCGAAGGCGGGUCCUCCUCAUUACGAUGGUCGGGAAUAUACUGUCCGCACUGGUGUGGAUGAAGUCAACCACCUUCGCGUCCUUUAUGUUCUCCAGAAUCAUCGGUGGACUUAGUGAAGGCAAUGUUCAAAUUGCUACAGCAAUCCUUUCCGAUGUAACGGCGCCUGCUCAACGUUCCAAGGCACUCGCUCAGGUCGGCAUCGCGUUUGCAUUAUGUUUCUGCAUCGGUCCUCCCAUCGGGGCAUACUUUGCAUCUCGGCCUUUCCCUGCGUCCUUACACUCCAUGGGAGUAGAAUUGAACAUCUGCGCUGUGCCAGCCGCUGUCACCAUUGUAUUGUUGGUGAUAGAGACCGGGUUUUUACUUCUUUUCCUACCGGAGACCCGUGGUCUGCGCCUCAACACUGCGCGCAAGCCCAUCGCAGACCAAUCUUUCCCAGGCUCAAAGCAGUGUCUUUCCCCACCAGCGCCGGAAACACGGCUAGCUCUGCUCAAGGUAUUGCGCCGUUUCCACUUCCUCUUUCUCAGUGUAUUUGCGGGGAUGGAAUUCACACUUCCAUUCCUCACUUUCGAUUUAUUUGAUUGGAGUAACAGUCAGAAUGGGGCACUCAUUGGGUCGAUUGGCAUAUUAAGUGCACUGCUUCAAGGAGGAUACGUACGCCGAGCAACCACCAAAGUUGGGGAAGGGAGAAUGGCCAGACGAGGGAUCUUCAGUUGCGCAAUCGGCCUUCUCCUUCUGUCUCUAGUGCCCCGUUUUGUCCCUACAUCACCUACUACCGCCAUCAGGUUACUUCAGGCUGCUGCUGCUUGUCUUGCCUUCACGUCAGCAACGGUUGUUAGCUCCCUGACAUCGUACGCAUCUUUGCAAUGUGAUGAAGGUAUUAUCGAAGAAACGGGAGAGCCAGCAGGGCACCCUCAACUCGCCAAGGGCACCGCACUAGGCUUGUUCCGCUCUUCUGGUCAGCUAGGCCGUGCAAUAGGGCCUCUGCUUGCUUGCGCCUCCUACUGGACAUGUGGGCCAUCCGCAACCUACGCCAUUAGCGCGGCGGCCAUGAUCGCACUGUCGCUGUUGAUGGCAUCCUUGCCUGCAAAACCUCGCAUGGAGCUUAGCAGCGUAAGAAAAUCUGGUGUAAAUUUAGGUCGCAAGGAUACGUAG